This is a messenger RNA of Komagataella phaffii GS115, 693 nucleotides long. RefSeq lists its product as hypothetical. The transcript has a single exon. NCBI's taxonomy places the organism in Eukaryota, Fungi, Ascomycota, Pichiomycetes, Pichiales, Pichiaceae. Gene Ontology annotation, cellular component: kinetochore. The record is from RefSeq and is a predicted model, not a curated record. Gene Ontology annotation, biological process: kinetochore assembly; attachment of mitotic spindle microtubules to kinetochore; protein localization to kinetochore. Bases 1 to 693 code for a protein of 230 amino acids.
AUGGAACAACUAGUCAAGGAAUACACUGAAGCGACAACUAUUGAUCCUAGAGAGAUCGAGAACUCUCUCAAGUUCUACGAAACGCAGUUUGAGAAACUUGGCUUUCAAUACUUGGAACAGGAGAGUAAGGAAAAAUUUCUAAGGAUCAUUAUAAAUGAAAACCCCAAAUUAAUAGACAACAACAACAUUGUUCAACUAGAAAAGGAAAACUCCCAGGUCAAAGAUAAUAUAGACGAAGUUGACAGUAAGAUAAAAACUCAGGUCAAAGAAUUGGAUCAGUUGGGUGCUUCUAGUAUUGAGUUAGCCAAUAAAGUGUCACAGAAAUCCGAUCAGAUAUCUCAAACAAAAAAGGAAUUACAACAGAUGGAGCAGGAAUUGCAGGAACUAGCAGAGUAUGAAGGUGUAGAGAAAGAACUGGGCAAGUAUAUUGAAGGUGACAUAUUUAGUGGACUGGAAAUGUUCAGAGAUCAGUUGAACUCCAAGCAGGCGGAGAAUGAUGAACGUAACGAGGAUAUCAAACGAUUGCAAAGAUUACUGAAGGAAAAUCAAGACUUUUAUGAGGACAAGAAGAAGCAAAUACAACAAAUUAACUCUGAAAUUAAAUCUAUUGAUCAAGAUAUUGAAUUAGACACCACAUUAGGUCCGUGGUAUUUUGAACUAGGAAGUCUUUUCAUCAAGUUAAGUCAUGAAUGA